GAUUCCUUUUGAUAGCUUUGGGGAAACCACUAGAACUUAUGGCCAUUAACGAGGUUUGCUCUGUUUAUAAAGCGCAGGUCUUAGCAUUAGAUGUGUCUGAAAAGUAAUUUAAACCGCCUGUUAGUUGAGGAAUGGGAAGUUCUUGGGUGGCCCUGGGUUAUUUGCCUUCCAGGCUUUGUUACCUCUGGCAAGCACGCACAGGCGCUGCUGGUGCCAGCUCCGCCUUUAGGAAGUGACGUCACCGCGCACUCAACGUCACGUCGUGGCCCGCUAUGGCGGCUGCUCCGGAGCCUUCGGUCGAAGAUCCGCUGCGGAGUUUUGUGCGAGUUCUGGAGAAACGGGAUGGGACAGUGCUACGGCUGCAGCAGUAUGGCUCCGGAGGCGUGGGUUGCGUUGUAUGGGAUGCUGCCAUUGUCCUUUCUAAAUACCUGGAAACGCCCGCGUUUUCUAGCGAGGGGACCCACGCACUGAGCCGACGGUCGGUGCUGGAGCUGGGCUCCGGCACCGGGGCCGUGGGACUCAUGGCCGCCACCCUCGGGGCAGAUGUGGUGGUCACCGAUCUUGAGGAAUUGCAAGACUUGCUGAAGAUGAAUAUUAAAAUGAACAAGCAUCUUGUCACUGGUUCUGUUCAAGCCAAGGUACUGAAAUGGGGGGAAGAAAUAGAAGACUUUCCUCCACCAGACUACAUACUGAUGGCUGACUGCAUAUACUACGAAGAGUCUUUGGAGCCAUUGCUGAAAACUCUAAAAGAUCUCAGUGGAUCUGAAACUUGUAUUAUAUGUUGUUAUGAACAGCGUACAAUGGGAAAAAAUCCAGAAAUUGAGAAAAAAUAUUUUGAGCUUCUUCAGCUAGACUUUGACUUUGAAAAAAUUCCUUUGGAAAAACAUGAUGAAGAAUAUCGAAGUGAAGAUAUUCACAUUAUCUACAUCAGAAAGAAAAAAUUGAAAUUGCCACUAUGAAACCUUUAGCCAUCUUACCCAAGCUUCUCACAGUCUGGGAGAGCUGGAGAUGGGAAUGGAGCAUGGGAAUGCAGCAUGGGAAGACUCUGUUUACAGACUUUUCAGCAUGUCCUUAGAGAUCCGAUAGAUGGAUGCCAACCACAUGUGCUGCCUGCAUUAUGAAAUGACUGCCUUGCCUGUGGUGCGCCCGAGUGCCAACUUAGAUUUACUUAGCCUCAGCAUCAAGUUCUGCUUAUAAGAAACAGUGGGAUUGGUCACUCAAAUAAACUAGGUAGCAAUGGUAGCCUAUGGUCUGCCAGAAUGAAUAAAUAAUAAGGCAGCAUGAUCCGCUUAGCAUACUUCAAGAAACUAGAGAUAAAUUGAUCUAUUUUCUAAUGUUUUAAAUUCACACCAGUAAAUUUGAGCUUGUUCUUGAAGAUAAAUUUAAAAGGUGACUUUACCUUUACAGACUGGUACAGUAGCAUUGUCUUGCUUCAUCUUCGGUAUAGGUAGUUGCCAGACUUUUGUUCUUGUCCUCCGCCAUCGUGUGUGAAUGCUUUCAGUAGUAAAUGAAAAACUAAGAUAUCUUCAUACUUCUCAUUGGGGAGGAUAAGAAUAGGAAGCCUAGUUUCAGACUCAUGCAUUUAUGUGGUUUGUACAGUUUUACUUGUGUAUAACUUCCAGGAACAUCUGGUUUUUAAAAUACUGUUAUUAAGUUAAUUUGUUUAUGUGAAACAAUGAAAGAUUUUUAAAAUAACUUGAAAUGUAGUUCUAUACAAUUUAUCAAAUGAUUUUUAAACUGUUUUCUCCAUUUUUGUCAUGAUAAUCAUCUGCUCACUUAGCCUAAUCUGUGAAGGAUUUAAUCAUGCCAUCCAAAGUAGUAACCUGGUAUUCAUAGGCAGUGGUGCUAGGUGCAAAUUUUAUGUGUUAAAAUAAACAUUGUCUUUGAGACCCUG
Perognathus longimembris pacificus (Pacific pocket mouse) is the source of this 1894-nucleotide messenger RNA. RefSeq names its product valosin containing protein lysine methyltransferase (gene Vcpkmt). Bases 273 to 959 code for a protein of 228 amino acids. Gene Ontology annotation, cellular component: cytosol; cytoplasm. The record is from RefSeq and is a predicted model, not a curated record. The transcript is spliced from 6 exons. NCBI's taxonomy places the organism in Eukaryota, Metazoa, Chordata, Mammalia, Rodentia, Heteromyidae. Gene Ontology annotation, biological process: peptidyl-lysine methylation. Gene Ontology annotation, molecular function: protein-lysine N-methyltransferase activity.